AGAAAAAGUAAAACUCGUUCGUUAUCGUGGCAAGGCUGAGAAAGUCGGACGAAAGCCUUCAUUUGCUCUCUUUCUCGGAUCUAUUAUCCGUGGCCGGUGGGGUAGGAGGUUUGGAGUUUGGACUUCCAAGAAUCCCUUCAUUCGUAUUCAUUAUCGUCUAACAAGACACUCUCCCUCCCUCGAGAAACAUGAGUAAAGGUCCGGGACUGUUCUCCGACAUCGGCAAGAAAGCCAAAGAUCUGCUCACCAAGGACUUCAGCUGUGAUCAGAAAUUCACCGUCGCGACCUUCUCCGCAAACGGAUUGGCCCUUACAUCAACUGCAGUGAAAAAGGGUGGACUGUCUACAGGGGAUGUGGCCACACAAUUUAAAUACAAGAAUGCUCUCAUUGAUAUAAAAUUUGACACAGAAUCAAAUGUUUCAACAACCAUUACUUUCGCAGAGAUUCUGCCAUCCACGAAGACCAUUACUUCAUUCAAACUGCCUGAUUACAACUCAGGAAAGCUUGAGGUGCAGUACUUCCAUGAGCAUGCAACCUUUACUACAGCUGUUGCCCCGAACCAGUCCCUAAUAAUUGAUCUUUCAGCCACUGUUGGCACUCCUACCUUCGCUUUUGGUGCAGAGGCAGGUUAUGAGGCUAAGUCGGGUAGUUUUACCAAGUAUAAUGCAGGCUUUAGCGUGACACAGCCUGACUCCAAUUUUUCAAUGAUUUUGUCUGACAAGGGAGACACACUGAAGGCAUCAUACGUUUACCAUCUGGAUCAGAUGAAGCGGAGUGCUGGGGUGGCAGAUAUCACCCGAAGGUUUUCCCUGAACGAGAACACAUUCACUGUUGGAGGAUCAUAUGCUGUUGAUCCUCAGACAGUCAUAAAGGCAAGGCUCAAUAACCAUGGGAAACUUGGGGCCCUCCUUCAGCAUGAGCUCAAACCCAAGUCGGUCCUUUCAGUCUCUGGUGAGUUUGAUACCAAGACUUUGGACAAUAAUCCUAGGUUUGGGUUGUCCCUUGCUCUGAAGCCUUGAGUGGCCUGUUGAUUUGUUCUGAUGGUAUUCUCAAUGCUUCUUGAUUUUGUUAGUGCCUUAGUGCUUGUUUGGAAGGGAUAGGGGAAUAAAUAGUUGCAAAUAUAAAUUCUAUUUUUCUCCCGAUGUUUCCACUGGCUGUGGAUUUAUCAAUCGGAUGCUUUGGCCCUAUUUCUGUUUUAUAUUUUUAAAGCAGUCAGUUUUGAUAUGGAUUCAUCUGUAAAAUCAUUUUUAUCUUUUUGGUUGUCUUUUAUUUUGAUACCAUUGCCAUCAGGACCUUAAUUCAAUUGAAUAUUUCACCAGCCCAUCCAAAAUUAUUGGAGGCAGGUUGAUCAGGCCUGAUUAGACAAUUUUAUUCAGUCUGUUAUUUAUGCCUGCAUUUGAAACUAUACGAGAUUUAUCUAAACUAUCUUAAUAUGUA
Molecule: messenger RNA, 1437 nt
Organism: Macadamia integrifolia
Lineage: Eukaryota; Viridiplantae; Streptophyta; Magnoliopsida; Proteales; Proteaceae
Product: mitochondrial outer membrane protein porin 2-like
Exons: 6
Coding region: 189-1019 (276 amino acids)
Biological process (GO): monoatomic anion transmembrane transport
Cellular component (GO): mitochondrial outer membrane
Molecular function (GO): voltage-gated monoatomic anion channel activity
Source: RefSeq, a predicted model, not a curated record